This is a messenger RNA of Pelobates fuscus (common spadefoot toad), 6481 nucleotides long. It is a transcript of the gene SUPT6H, whose product is annotated as SPT6 homolog, histone chaperone and transcription elongation factor. Bases 205 to 5406 code for a protein of 1733 amino acids. Lineage: Eukaryota; Metazoa; Chordata; Amphibia; Anura; Pelobatidae. The record is from RefSeq and is a predicted model, not a curated record. Gene Ontology annotation, cellular component: transcription elongation factor complex. Gene Ontology annotation, biological process: transcription elongation by RNA polymerase II; transcription elongation-coupled chromatin remodeling; nucleosome organization. Gene Ontology annotation, molecular function: nucleosome binding; DNA binding; histone binding. The transcript is spliced from 37 exons.
GCUGAUUGGCUCCCGCGCCUGCGCGAGGCUGUUAUGCUGGUGAUCGUAGGAUGAAGUUGGGGUUGCAGUAAGCGCCCUCAGUCAGUCAGUCUCUGCACUCCGGGCCUCCAUCUCACCGCCGGACACCCGCCCACCGAGGGAAUAGCUCAUACACCACCCCGCCGGCCGAGCAGAUCUCCGUGACAUUAAGUAAAAACAAGCAACAUGUCUGACUUUGUGGAAAGCGAAGCAGAGGAGUCUGAAGAAGAAUACGAUGACGACGGAGAGGUGGUACAGAGGCCUACCAAAAAAUUUGUGGAAGAGGAGGAUGACGAAGAGGAGGAAGAAAAUCUGGAUGACCAAGAUGAGCAAGGAAACUUGAAAGGUUUCAUUAAUGAUGACGACGAUGAAGAGGAGGAGGAGGAAGAGGAAGCUAGAAGUGGGUCUGGAUCUGGAGGGUCAGAUGAUGAAGUUGGCCAUAAACGGAGAAAGCGAACAUAUGAUGAUCGUUUGGAAGAUGACGAUUUUGAUCUCCUUGAGGAGAACUUGGGAGUGAAAGUCACACGUAAAAAGUUCAGGCGACUUGUAAAGAUGCCUGAUGAUGAAGAUGAGGAGGAAGAAGACUCUGGAAAAGAGGAACAUGAGAAAGAGGCAAUUGCUGAGGAAAUCUUUCAGGAUGGGGAAGAUGAAGAGGGACGUGAGCCUGUGGAGCGGGGAGUUGUUGCCCCUGAAGAGGAAGAGGAGGAAGAUGACGAAGAAUCAGAUAUUGAUGAUUUCAUUGUUGACGAUGAUGGGCAGCCUUUGAAAAAACCCAAAUGGAGGAAGAAAUUACCAGGAUAUACUGAUGCUGCUUUGCAAGAAGCUCAAGAAAUCUUUGGAGUGGAUUUUGAUUACGAUGAAUUUGAAAAAUACAAUGAGGAUGAUGAAGAAAUGGAAGAAUAUGACUAUGAAGAUGAUGAUGCUGAAGGAGAGGCAAGGGUUAGGCCAAAGAAAACCGCCAAGAAGCGAGUAAGUCGGCGUAGCAUCUUCGAGAUCUAUGAACCCAGUGAACUGGAGAGUAGCCACCUUACUGACCAAGACAAUGAGAUCCGGACUACCGACCUGCCAGAGAGGUUUCAGCUCCGUUCCAUACCUGUUAAACCGGCUGAAGAUGAUGAGCUUGAAGAAGAAGCUGACUGGAUUUAUAGAAAUGCUUUUGCAACACCAACAAUAUCUCUACAGGAAAGCACGGACUACCUGGAACGUGGACAAGUUGGAGCCACCUUCAGCAGGAAGGGUCCAAGCACUAUACAGAAGAUCAGAGAGGCCCUAAAUUUCAUGAGGAAUCAGCAUUUUGAGGUCCCCUUUAUUGCAUUCUACAGAAAAGAAUAUGUGGAACCAGAACUUAAUAUUAAUGACUUGUGGCGUGUGUGGCAGUGGGAUGAAAAGUGGACCCAGCUGAAGAUUCGAAAGCAGAAUCUUAUCCGCCUUUUCCAGAAGAUGCAGGCUUACCAAUAUGAACAAAUAUCUGCAGAUCCUGACAAGCCUUUAGCUGAUGGAAUACGACCCUUAGAUACUACAGAUAUUGAAAGGCUGAAGGAUGUAAGGUCAAUGGAUGAGCUUAAGGAUGUGUACAAUCAUUUCUUGCUUUACUAUGGUCGAGAUAUCCCCAAGAUGCAGAAUGCAGCCAAGCUUAAUCAAAAAAAGCUGAAACGAAUUCAGGAAGAGGGAGAAGAAGAAGGUGCCGAAAAUGCAGAACCAGAAGAUGAAGAACAAAAGGGACCUGACUUAAAACAAGCUUCUCGUAGGGACAUGUAUGCAAUCUGCCAAAGUGCUGGUUUGGAUGGACUGGCCAAAAAAUUUGGUCUAACCCCAGAGCAAUUUGGAGAGAAUUUGCGGGACAGUUACCAACGGCAUGAAACUGAGCAGUUCCCUGCUGAGCCUCUAGAGCUAGCCAAGGACUAUGUGUGCAGUCAGUUCAGUACACCGGAAGCAGUACUUGAAGGUGCCAGGUACAUGGUUGCUCUGCAGAUUGCAAGGGAGCCUUUGGUGAGACAGGUUCUGAGACAGACCUUUCAAGAGAGGGGAAAGAUUAACAUUACCCCAACCAAAAAGGGACGUAAAGAGGUUGAUGAAGCCCAUUUUGCAUAUGCCUUCAAAUAUCUGAAAAACAAGCCUGUGAAAGAGCUGCGUGAUGAUCAGUUCCUGAAGAUGUGCAUUGCAGAGGAAGAAGGAUUGAUCACUCUAGAGUUCUGCGUUGACAUGAAAGAUGUAGAGGGAUAUGGCUCAGAUCAGACCUACUUUGAAGAGAUAAAACAAUUCUAUUACCGAGAUGAGUUCAGUCACCAGGUGCAGGAGUGGAACAGACAACGCACACUGGCCAUCGAGAGGGCUCUAAAACAAUUCCUAUACCCUCAAAUGGGCAAAGAACUAAAAAGCAAAGUUCUCCUGGAGGCCAAGGACUUUGUUGUCAAGGCCUGCAGUCGUAAGCUCUAUAACUGGUUGAAAGUAGCGCCAUACCGACCUGAUCAGCAGGUAGAGGAAGAUGAUGAUUUUAUGGAAGAAAACCAGGGAAAAGGAAUCCGUGUACUUGGCAUGGCUUUCUCCUCUGCCAGAGACCAUCCAGUGUUUUGCUCUUUGGUUAGUGGUGAGGGUGAAGUCACAGACUUUUUACGACUACCAUACUUUACCAAAAGGAAAAAUGCUUGGAGAGAAGAGGAGAGAGAGCGCAAGGCUCAUGAUAUGGAGGCUCUAAAAAAGUUUCUAAUCCAGAAGAAGCCUCAUGUGGUGGCUAUUUCCAGUGAAAACCGAGAUGCUCAAAUGAUGGUUGAAGAUGUUAAGCGCAUUGUUCACGAAUUGGAACAGGGACAGCAAAUGUCAACCAUUGGUGUGGAAAUGGUUGAUAAUGAACUGUCUAUGCUCUACAUGAACAGCAAAAAGUCUGAGAGUGAUUUCCGGGAUUACCCACCCAUUUUAAGACAGGCUGUUUCCAUUGCUCGACGUAUUCAGGACCCUUUAAUUGAGUUCUCCCAGGUGUGCAGCUCCGAUGAAGAUAUCCUGUGCCUGAAACUGCACCCAUUACAGGAGCAUGUGGUGAAGGAGGAGCUGCUGAAUUCCCUAUAUUGUGAGUUUAUCAACAGAGUCAACGAGGUGGGAGUUGAUGUGAACAGGGCCAUUGCUCACCCUUACACACAGUCGCUUAUCCAGUAUGUUUGUGGCCUUGGACCACGUAAAGGCACUCAUUUGCUCAAGAUUCUAAAGCAGAACAACACUCGACUGGAAAAUCGCACACAAUUGGUCACCAUGUGUCACAUGGGACCUAAAGUCUUCAUCAACUGUGCCGGCUUCAUUAAGAUAGACACAAACUCUCUUGGUGACAGCACGGACUCUUACAUUGAAGUGUUGGAUGGUUCUCGAGUUCAUCCUGAGACUUAUGAAUGGGCAAGGAAAAUGGCAGUAGAUGCUUUGGAAUAUGAUGAGUCCGCCGAGGACGCCAACCCUGCAGGUGCUCUAGAAGAAAUUCUUGAAAAUCCAGAGCGGCUGAAGGACUUGGAUUUGGAUGCCUUUGCAGAAGAACUUGAAAGACAGGGCUAUGGUGAUAAACACAUUACAUUGUAUGAUAUUCGUGCUGAGCUCAGUUGUAGAUACAAAGACCUCCGGACACCUUAUCGUUCAUCAAACCCUGAGGAAAUCUUCAACAUGCUUACCAGGGAGACACCGGAGACAUUCUAUAUUGGCAAAUUGGUUACCUGUAAUGUAACUGGUAUAGCUCACAGACGCCCACAAGGAGAAAGUUAUGAUCAAGCUAUUCGUAAUGACGAGACAGGACUUUGGCAGUGUCCAUUCUGUCAACAGGAUAACUUUCCAGAGCUCAGUGAGGUAUGGAAUCAUUUUGACAGCGGUUCCUGUCCUGGUCAAGCGAUCGGUGUGAAAACGAGGUUGGAUAAUAGUGUUACUGGCUUCAUUCCAACUAAGUUUAUCAGUGACAAAGUGGUGAAGCGGCCUGAAGAGCGAGUAAAGGUGGGUAUGACAGUCCAUUGUCGGAUAAUGAAAAUCAACAUUGAAAAGUUCAGCGUUGACUUAACAUGCCGCACAUCUGACUUAAUGGAUAAGAACAAUGAAUGGAAACUGCCUAAGGAUACGUACUAUGACUUUGAUACCGAAUCUGCACAUCACAAACAAGACGAAGAGCUCAAGAAAAAACAGCAGCGAACAACUUACAUAAAACGUGUCAUCGCACACCCUUCAUUCCACAAUAUAAACUUUAAGCAAGCCGAGAAGCUGAUGGAGACCAUGGACCAGGGAGAUGUCAUCAUCCGACCAAGCAGCAAAGGGGAAAAUCACCUAACCGUGACAUGGAAGGUGAGCGAAGGCAUCUACCAGCAUGUAGAUGUGCGUGAGGAGGGCAAAGAGAAUGCUUUCAGCCUUGGAUCUACUCUCUGGAUAAACACUGAGGAAUUUGAAGACCUUGACGAAAUAAUCGCUCGCUUUGUGCAACCUAUGGCUUCUUUUGCAAGGGAUUUAAUAAACCAUAAAUAUUAUCAAGACUGUAACUGUGGAGACAAAAAGAAAUUAGAGGAGGUUUUAAUUAAAACAAAGAAGGAGAAGCCAACAUUCAUUCCAUAUUACAUCUCUGCCAGUAAAGAACUUCCUGGGAAAUUCUUAUUGGGAUAUCAACCACGUGCAAAACCAAGGGUUGAGUAUGUAACUGUUACACCAGAAGGAUACCGAUACAGGGGGCAGAUAUUCUCUUCUGUGAAUGGACUUUUCCGAUGGUUCAAAGACCACUAUCAGGACCCUGUUCCAGGUAUUACACCGAGCAGCAGCAGCAGAACCAGGACUCCGGCCUCCAUGAGUGCCACUCCUGCCAAUAUUAACCUUGCAGAUCUAACACGAGCUGUCAAUGCCCUUCCUCAAAAUAUGACCUCACAGAUGUUUAAUGCCAUUGCUGCUGUAACGGGACAGCAUGGGCAAAAUCCCAAUGCAACACCCGCCCAGUGGGCAUCUAGCCAGUAUGGUUUCGUGGGAGGCAGCGGAGGGGGAAGCAGUGCUUAUCAUGUCUUCACAACUCCAGCCCAGCAGCCUGUUGCCACUCCUUUGAUGACUCCAAGCUAUUCCUAUGCCACCCCAAGUCAGCCAAUCACAACUCCUCAAUACCAUCAGCUUCCUCCCAGUGCCACCCCCACCCCAGCACCUACUCCUCAAUCUUCUCACUCGCAGAGUUCCUCCAGUUCCAGUUCUAGACACAGGCAACAAUCCAAGUCAAACAGCCAUACUGCGAUCGAUUGGGGUAAAAUGGCAGAACAGUGGUUGCAGGAAAAGGAAGCAGAGAGGCGGAAACAAAAACAAAGGCUAACCCCGCGCCCAUCUCCCAGCCCCAUGAUUGAGAGUACACCAAUGUCAGUCGCAGGGGAUGCCACUCCACUACUGGAUGAAAUGGACCGAUAGGGCUGUUAACAUGUAAACAAAUAAACUUUCAAAAGGACAGAUGGAACUGUUACCCCUCACCCCAUUUUAUGUUUGGAUAUUAUGUAAAAUGGUUCCCUAGCUCACUAUUGAGCCUAAUAAUGUUAAAGGGCCACUGUGUGCAAGGCAACAAAUGAGAUGCUUGGACCUCCCGUGUGAAGCGUGCAUUUACUUGAAUACAAGAGAACUUUUUCUCUGUCACAGCAAGCCUCAGUAAUGAAUGGAUUCCAUAUUGUAGCAAUUUCCCUUCCUACAGAAGGGUUAACUAACUACACACCAAAAAAAACGCAAAAAUGACCAUGACGGGAAGUAAAAAAGAUAUCCCUGUGAUUAACAGUUUUUAUGAGCUAUGUUUUAAACCCAGAAUGGGCAUCUGUUUUAUUUCUAAGCAUUGUGUAUUCGGCCAAAGAAUGCGCAAAAAAAAAAAAAAAAAACCUAUGUGGAGGUCUGAAACAAAGAUCUCGUGUCUCUUCACCGGAAUGUGCUGAAUGAUCAGACACUUUACAUAUAAGGGCUGGCGGGAAACUGCUUGGUAAACUCACUUGCUUAAAGAUGGUUUGUUUUCCCUCUGCCAAUGUGUUCUCUAAUAGCAGCUACCUUUUAAGAUGAAUACGCAUGACGCCAUCAGAGCCAAUGGAUGACCGUGUCAGUUCUGAGAUGAUAGGAAGGGACUUGCCAAACUGGUCCUUGACGGGUUAAUACAAUAAGUAAUGAAUGCCGGUCUGUUAUCUGAUUGGAUCUAUGGGUAUAUGUAUUUAUUAUAUAUUUUUUUGUUUAUUAUCUUCAUUUCCCCACUUUACUGCUUUGAGCAGCUAGCAGGAGGGUUACUGCUGUGAGGGUGCAAGAAUGCCAUUAUAACUCUGAUAGAUGUGGCUUUUCUUUUAUCUUUACCAUUGCAGCUUGAAGGUGUCUGGAAUUUAACUUUGUGCACAUUGCAAAAUUUUUUUUUUUUUUUUUUUCCCCUGUAAUUUUAUUAUUUUUCUUUUCUCUUUUUUUUUUUUUGUUUUGUAAUUGCACCGGAGCCAACAAAUAAAAUGUCUGGAUACUGAAAAUUUGA